This is a messenger RNA of Chenopodium quinoa (quinoa), 2972 nucleotides long. RefSeq names its product EIN3-binding F-box protein 1-like. The coding region runs from base 301 to 2223 and encodes 640 amino acids. The record is from RefSeq and is a predicted model, not a curated record. The transcript has 2 exons. NCBI's taxonomy places the organism in Eukaryota, Viridiplantae, Streptophyta, Magnoliopsida, Caryophyllales, Amaranthaceae. Gene Ontology annotation, molecular function: protein binding. Gene Ontology annotation, biological process: SCF-dependent proteasomal ubiquitin-dependent protein catabolic process. Gene Ontology annotation, cellular component: SCF ubiquitin ligase complex.
AUAAAAACAUAUCCACAGCACCAAACCUUUUCUCAUUGUUCGUUCGUUUCAUUCAUUCCCCCUUCCCCUCUUUCCUUUCGCCCCAAUUUCCCCUUUUUUGCCCUAUUUUCAAUAGGGUUUUCUCUUUCACGCUCUACUUUCCCAUCUCAUGAAUUUUGCAGACCUUCAAUUUUCAUCCAUCUUUGUUGUUUUUGUCUUCAUAAUCUCGAUUUUUGGAGCUGUUGAGGAUCUGGGUGGCUUCUUUUACUCGGCUAGCUCUCCCCUUUUUUGCCUCUCCGAGGUUUUUAAUCAGCUUUCAACAUGUCUCAGAUCUUCGAUUUCAGUGGAAGUGAGGAAUUUUACCAUGGGGGAUCAAUAUACUCAAACCCCAAGGAAGCUGGUAGCUUUUUGUCCCUUGGUAUUGCCAACCAUGUGGAUGUUUACUUCCCUAACAAAAGGGCUAGGAUCAGUGCCCCUAUUGUAACAGGAGAGAGUGUAGAACAGAAGAAGCAGGUCUCUCUUGAUGUCCUCCCAGACGAGUGCUUGUUCGAGAUCUUCAGACGUUUGUCUGGGGACCAGGAAAGGAGUUCUUGUGCCGGCGUUUCAAAGCGAUGGCUUAUGCUUUUGAGCAGCAUCCCUAGUGAGGAUCUAUGCAACAAAAAUAUGGUUGCUGCUGAUGAAGCUGAGGAGAACGAGAACGAUGGAUUUCUUACCAGGAGUUUGGAGGGUAAGAAAGCCACCGAUGUUAGACUUGCAGCUGUUGCUGUAGGAAGUGCUGCUCGUGGUGGUUUGGGCAAGCUCAUGAUCAGGGGAAACAAUUCCGUCCGUGGAGUUACAGACCUUGGUUUGAAGGCUGUUGCUCGAUGCUGCCCAUCUCUAAAGAGUUUAUCUCUUUGGAACAUUUCUUCCAUUGGAGAUGAAGGCCUUAUUGAGAUUGCCAACAGAUGCCACCGCCUUGAGAAACUUGACCUUUGCAAUUGCCCAUCAAUCACUAACAAGGCCUUGCUCGCCAUUGCCAAGAAUUGUCCAACUUUGACCUCGUUGAGUAUUGAGGGUUGUCAGUAUAUUGGUAACGAAGGUGUGAAAUCAAUUGGACUGUUCUGUCCUAACCUUAAGUCAGUUACCAUCAAGGACUGCCCACUUGUCGGUGAUCAGGGUGUUGCGAGUUUGAUGGCAUCAGCAUCUUUCUCCAUAACUAAGUUGAAGCUACAGGGGUUGAAUGUAACUGAUCUUUCUCUUGCUGUUGUUGGCCACUAUGGAAAGGCCAUUACUGAUCUUGUUUUGACCAACCUUCAGAAUGUGAAUGAAAAGGGUUUCUGGGUCAUGGGUAACGCUGAGGGUCUUCAGCAUCUCAGGUCAUUUACCAUUUCCUCAUGCCGUGGAGUCACAGAUGUAGCAGUUGAAGCUGUUGGAAAAGGUUGUCCUAAUUUGAAACAAUUUGUUCUGAAGAAGUGUGCUUUCAUUUCUGAUAACGGAUUGGUAUCUUUUGCCAAAGCUGCAAGAUCCCUUGAGAGCCUACAACUUGAAGAGUGCCACAGGAUUACCCAAAUUGGGUUUUUUGGUCUCCUUUUUAACUGUGGUCCUAAGUUGAAGGCUCUUACUUUGUCUAGCUGCUUUGGAUUCAAGGAUAUGAUUUUGGGAUUCCCCCUUCCAAUCAAAUCCACACCACUUCGAUCUGUUACAGUUAGUAACUGCCCUGGGCUUGGAGACACGACCUUGGCCAUGUUGGCAAAGCUGUGUCCUCAAUUGCAAUGUAUCAAUUUCAAUGGGCUUCCCUGUAUCACCGAUGCUGGCCUUCUCUCUCUCAUUGAGAGCUGUGAUGCUGGCGCUGGCCUUGUGAAGGUUGGUCUCACUGGCUGUGUUAAUGUGACUGACAACGUUGUCAUUGCACUGGCAAAAUUCCAUGGUGGAACCCUGGAGGUGUUGAACCUUGAAGGAUGUGGAAAAGUGACUGAUGCAGGAUUGGUGGCUAUUGCUGACGAUUGCCUUCUGCUCAAUGAACUUGAUCUUUCCAAGUGUGCCAUUACUGAUUUUGGUGUUGCAUCUUUGGCUCGGUCAAAGCAGCUGUGCUUGCAGAUCCUCUCUUUAUCUGGGUGCUCAAUGCUCUCAGACAAGUGCUUGCCAUUCUUGGUGAAGUUGGGUCAGUCUCUCAUGGGGCUGAAUCUUCAGAACUGCAACUCAAUCAGCAGCACUGUUGUCGACAUGCUCGUGCAGCGGCUUUUCAGGUGUGAUAUCCUUUCCUAAGUGGGAAGCUUAUGUAUGCUCUUCAGUGAAUUCAAGUAGCCUCAGAAGUACAUCAGCAGAAAUCGUGAAUAGUUAAUGUUCGUUUAAGUUUUUUGGGUCCAUCAGUUCAAAAUGGGCUUACCUUUUGCCAGAGACUUGGCUCUUUUUCCAGGAGGAAAACGAUCGAUUUUAUACCCCUUUUUUUACAGGUUUCCUCAAUAUGGGAAAUCUGUUUCAAGAAUUUAUUCUUGAGCGGUCGUUGAUGCCUGAGAUUACAGUUACUGGUCUCUGGAUUUGGAGGGUUUGGCCUUUGUCUAUCUUUUGCUGGGUUUCUGGACCUUCAUUCCAAAAAAAAAAAAAAAAAAAAUUACAAAAAAGAAAAAAAAUAUUUUAGCUUGGCUUUAGACUACUUUAGAGCUGAGUUCUGAACCUUUAGAAGUGUUUUUUCAAGUCUGUGUAUCGGUUUUACCAAGUCCUCCAUGUCCGAGUGGUUUAUGUUCCGCUCAUGGUAGUGGGUGUUGGUCACUGGUGGGUGUUGCUAGUUGUUUACAGUUGCUUUUGUAAGUUCGAAGUAUGGUGCCUUGUUUCGUAGGGGGCUUUGGCUGUGGCAGCAGUAGCUGCCAUUACAAUCUUCAAUAGGUGAGAUUGUUUUUUCAUUAGUUUUGCCAAAGCCUUUUUUUUACAGGCGCCUUUUGUAUGAACUUGUUCUCCGCAACGGAUUUAAAUUAAUGUAAGAAUUAUGAAUAAUAUGCUCGCUCUCUUGUCUAUUA